AUGGUCAAGCUACGAGGGAUUGAGAUUUGUAUCAUAUCACAGUUCGACAUCUGCAAGCUACCAGAGUUUCAGUACCGCAAGCCUUCUUCUCGACCGAAGGAUCCUUUCCAACUCAACUACCAGCACGAGAAUCCGCCCUCCUCGCCUUAUCCGCAUGUUGCUUGCUUCGUCCCAAUCUAUCCCGGCAGCCAGAUUUGGUUCGAAUACACCGUCGACGGCCCACAUCCUCCGGAAGCCGCCUGGUUCUUCAAACUCCUCAUCAACGGCAAGGUCGUCACAUCGUGGGAUUGCACGGUAAAGCAUGGUUUCCAUGGCAAAAUGAUGUACAACCUGGUUAGCGAAGGCUUGGAUCCAGACAGUGGUCGCGCCGUGGUCAAGACACAGGCACUGAGAUUUGGAGAUGGACUGGAAGACGGCGAAAGAGGUGGGCACGACGAGGAUAUGGUCCAGAUCAACGUGCAUCGUAUCGAACAUAGGAAGCGACUUCGAGACCUUGAGCCAGGCCUGGGGGAGACUGGCAGUGUCAGUGAUAAGGCUGAAGGGCUGCGGUGGACCAACAGUGGUUAUCUUGAGCCAUGUAUUCGUCCUCGACGAUACAAGUAUCAACUCCUUGACCCGGUUGAUUUGCCUUACGCGGCAUUUCAAUUCCAUUUUCGCCCUUAUGAAUAUCUCGAGGAGCACGGCAUUGUCCAGUUGCAAGUUUGCCCUUCCACAUGCAGCACUAGAUCCUCAAUCAUAUCGGAAGGUUCAGGAAAUGUUCAGCUGGUGAACGAAUCCGCGUACGACACUGCACACGAACAUUGGGAUGAUGGCUCACCGCUUGGAAUUUCUCCUCGUCAAUCUUCCACAUUGACAUCACCCACCAAAGUCGGACAGAUUACCUCGAUAACAGAAAGACCGACAUCGAAAAAGACCAAGUCUUCCGCAAGCUCCAUCAAUAUCCCGCUCAGCGACUCCGAUGGUUCGCUUAGUGUCAGAACCAAAGAUAGUAUCGAGGACUUAUCAUCAAGGGUUCCAAGGUCUCCAAGGUCUCCCAGAUCGCCCAGCCGGCGCGAGAAAAGCACAGAGGAUGAACGAACAAAGAGAAAUGCUGAAAUACCACCAUCACCAACCCCAUCGACCAAAUCACCUCGACAACGCUUGAAAAAGAAGCUCACGGUGACUAUCAAUGGGGCAAACUUUGAAGUAGACAGAAAACGACGACCACUAAGUCCUUUCAAUAGUGGUGGAAUGCUUAGGAAUGCGUGCGUGCCGCAGACGGCUCCAGCCACUGUCACAGAAUUUGGGCCGACAGUCGAAGAAGAAGUCAGACCCAAGCUGCAAAAGAGCCGGCCAGAAACGGAGACAAAAAUGCAGAUUCGUAUCCUGCAUCGUUUGCAUACAUCUGGCAACGACACUUGGACGUCUUACGGAGUUGCAGCCUUGUCUCCAAGCAUCGAUUCAGGAAACUUUGCCGAACCGUUCACGAAUGUUGACUGCGACACGACACUCGCAGUGACACUCAUCCCGACUUGCUUCACAACGUACACCUUCUACCUUCGUAAACUCAUGUCGUCUUAUCGCCGGCGCAGUGGGCACAACGGCCCUCAGCAGCCGUACAGACCAUAUCAUGCCUCACAACAAGAUGAUUUCUACGAUGACCGGUCGAGGUCACGAUCUCGUGAACGCAGACACAGCUCCCCUCAGAAACGAAGUCCUCCACACGCCGACCACCAACCGGACCGUCUCAGGGAGAAUUCCAUUUUCGUGGUCGGGCCCGGAGUCCAGAUCGAAGACGUGACCGCAGCUAUGACAGGCGCAACCGGUAUUAUGAUGAUGAACGCAGCUCGCCCUCUCCUCGCCGAGGCAGAUCAGCGUAUUAUGAUCGAGACGACCCUCGCUCCAACUCACGAGACUACCGCAGUCGAAGUCGAAGCAGAUAUCGGACCCCCUCAGACGAGAGACCACCGAGUCGAGGCGCUCCGAGCAGGGAAAUUAUGA
Molecule: messenger RNA, 1980 nt
Organism: Fonsecaea nubica
Lineage: Eukaryota; Fungi; Ascomycota; Eurotiomycetes; Chaetothyriales; Herpotrichiellaceae
Exons: 6
Coding region: 1-1980 (659 amino acids)
Source: RefSeq, a predicted model, not a curated record